Molecule: messenger RNA, 2985 nt
Organism: Plasmodium malariae
Lineage: Eukaryota; Apicomplexa; Aconoidasida; Haemosporida; Plasmodiidae
Product: protein farnesyltransferase subunit beta, putative
Exons: 1
Coding region: 1-2985 (994 amino acids)
Biological process (GO): protein farnesylation
Cellular component (GO): protein farnesyltransferase complex
Molecular function (GO): protein farnesyltransferase activity
Source: RefSeq, a predicted model, not a curated record
AUGGAUAAGUAUAACACCUAUAUGUUAAGAUAUAAUAAAAAAAAAAUAUGUGUAGAAUUACUGUUUGAGUUAAUUAAAUAUGAAAAAAGUAAAAAUAUUUCUAAGGUGGACUUUGAAAAUGAUGAGUUUUAUAAUUAUCUAGAGAGCAUUAUUAAGUUGUUAUUUAACUAUGUAUUUAACAUAAAUAAAGAAAAUGAUAUUUAUGACACAGAAAAUAAAUGUAGAACCAACUUCUAUUCGAGCUCCUCUGAGAGCUUAAGUGAUAUACUUAUAAAUUCAAGUGAAGAGGAUAAUGGACCAUCUGAAUUUUUCUCUUUUCCUAAAAUUAAUACGAAAGAAGAAAAAGUAAUAUUCCUUCAUGAUAAUUAUGAAAAUAACAAUGAAUUCGAAUGUUUCCAAAAAAAUACAGGAGAUAAUAAUAAAGAUCUAAAAGAAAACAAUUUAAAUACAAAUAUUUAUGAAAAUAAUGAUGCAAAUGCUAAUGUGAACUAUUUCAGCAAGAUACACGACCAAAAAGACAAUGAAAAUGAAAGAAAGCUUGAAAAAAAAACACAAGAAGAAUUAUUUUACAGAAAAAAUGAUAAUUAUAUGUCUUACUUUUUUUUCUUCAACUUUCAUUUAAAUUGUAACAAAAAUACUCAAACUAUAAAAGAAAAAAAAAAAGUUGAAAAACAAAUAUUGAGCAUUUACUACAAAUCCUUUUCUUCAACAAUCAUUGAUAUUCUUUUAAAUAACUCGAAAGUUGGCAUUUCAGAUAUUAUUUUAUUCUUUAUUUUUGAUAACGUUGGUAACCUUGAUGAUAUUAGCGUCUUUUUUUCAGAAGGAUUUUAUACUUUUGAAAGGAUAUAUGCAUAUAUUCAUAAUCAUGUUUCUUGUAAUCAUAACAUAUCCUUAAAUAAAGGUGAAAAUGAAUUCAUUUUUACUCGUCCUUUUUUAAAUUUUGAAAAAUUUCAUCAAAAUGAAUAUGAAAACGAGAACCCAAAAGUUUACUGUAAGGAUUAUGAGGGGGCAUCAAAAAAGGUUAAACACCACAUAAAGGAUCAACAGGCUGAAGCUCAAAAGGAUAUGGCCCCAUUCAAUAACGAAAUGCAUGGUAUAAUUAAGGAGUCGGGAACAUAUUAUGAUACAUUAAAAGGAAAAAACGAAAAGAACGGUAUCAAUGAUGAUGAAAAGAAGAGAAUCAAUAAAAAAUUCACAACCAGUUCAAAAUAUGAAAAUGAAGAGGACAAUAUUUCCAUAUAUGUGAACGAAAUAUUAAAAGAAAAAAUCAUAGAUUCAUACUUUUCGUUAGGAGAUAUGGAAAAUAAUGACAUUUCUAAACUGAAUAGUGCUCAGAUUAUAGACGAUAUACUAAUCAUAGAAAAUUUUAAAUUUCUCUUAAAUAAAUCAUCAAUUUUGCUUAAUAAAUUUAUCAGUAUAUUAAAUAUAGAAUUAGAAAAGCAAAAGCACUUCAAAUUUUGUCUUGAUAUAUUUUUUUUAAAAAACUUAAAGUUAAAUUUUUUAGAAGCAUCCAAACCUUGGAUUUUUUAUUGGUGUAUUCAUGCCAUUUAUAUCCUAUACAACGACUUGGAAAUUGAGCAAAAAUUAAGUAAAGGCACAUUUAGUUACAUAAAGAAAUGUGUGUUCCUUUAUUUAAAUAAAAUAAAAAAUGAAAAAGACGCUUUUGGUGGUGGCUUAAAUCAGUAUACUCAUAUAGCAACAACAUAUGCUACUGUGUGUGUGUUCAUAUAUUUACAUGAUGAAGAAAAUAAUUUUUUAAGUUUUCUAGAUAAAAAAAAAUUACAUACCUAUAUACUUAAAUUGAAAUGUAAAGAUGGCUCAUUUAGAGUACACAAAAACGGUGAGAUAGAUAUGCGAGGAACAUAUUGUGCUAUAUCCAUAUGUUCCAUGUGUCACAUACUAACUAAUGAAGUAAAAAAAAAUGUUGAAAAAUAUAUCAUGUCAUGCCAGAAUUAUGAAGGAGGAUUUACUAGUGAAAAGUUUCAAGAAAGCCAUGGAGGUUAUACUUAUUGUGCAUUAGCUACUUUAUGCAUACUUGGAAAAAUUAAAAAAAUAAAUUUAAAUAAUUUAAUGAUUUGGUUAAUUAACAAACAAGGAAACCUAGAAGGUGCAUUUAUGGGAAGAACAAACAAGUUAGUUGAUGCUUGUUACUCAUUUUGGAUAGGAUCCAUUUUUUUUUUAAUUAAUGAGAUUUAUAUAUUAAAGAAUUUCUUUCAAAAAUAUAAAAAGGAAAAAAGUCUUAUUCAUGAAAAAUUUAAAAUUGUUCGCAAAACUGGUUGCACCCAUUUGAAUGAGUUAAAAACUUUUGGAGUAACAGAUUUACAGAAAAAGGAUUCAAACAGUGAGAAAAACGAACAAACCGUACUAUAUUCAACAAAACAAAACAAAACAUGUAACACCACUUCUUAUAAUACAAGUACAUAUAAUAAUAACAAUGGUAACAGUAAUAGUAAUAAUAAUGACAACUACUGUAAUAAAAAUGAAUCACUUACUUUUUUAACUGAAAAGAAGCUUAUAGAACUGGAGAUUAUGGGUAAGAAUAAAAAUUUCUCAUUUAUUACUUCAAGCAUUCUCAACGAACAGUUCCAUUUUAAAAAUUAUAAAAAUAAAUUUAUGGAAAAUAAAGUUCUGUUUAAUGUGAAUUAUCUAAAGCUUUAUCUGCUUUUAUGUUCUCAAGGUAAUAAUGGUGGAAUGAAAGAUAAACCAAACGAAAAGGUUGAUUAUUAUCACACGUGUUAUGCUUUAAGUGGCUUAUCCCUAAUAGAGAACUACAUAUUAUCAAAUAUGCACUAUAGUGAAGACACAUACAAUAAUAAGGACAACAUAAACAAAUUAAACAAAAUACAUAUUUUAUACAAUAUAACUGUUUCAAAGGUUUUAAAAAGUUAUAUCUAUUUUUCCCCCAAUUUCCCACUAAGUGAAAACAAGAUUAAUCACAAAGUUGGGAAGGGUGCUUACUUGUACUUGAAAAGGCUAAUUUAUUAA